Molecule: messenger RNA, 2313 nt
Organism: Dicentrarchus labrax (European seabass)
Lineage: Eukaryota; Metazoa; Chordata; Actinopteri; Moronidae
Gene: tppp2
Product: tubulin polymerization-promoting protein family member 2
Exons: 4
Coding region: 154-690 (178 amino acids)
Biological process (GO): positive regulation of protein polymerization; microtubule polymerization; microtubule bundle formation
Cellular component (GO): microtubule
Molecular function (GO): heme binding; tubulin binding; electron transfer activity
Source: RefSeq, a predicted model, not a curated record
UGUGAGAGAGUCUGGGAGUGGCAGGAAGGAGGAGAGGCAGAGGAGAAAGAGGAAGAAAGAGGAGGAGGAGGAGAAAGAAGAGGUUGAGCAGCUGAACACGAAUCAGGAUUUUCCUGAAUAUUUACAGAGCAUCCUUCCAUUUACGGCAGCAGUAUGGCUGAAGGCUCAGUGUCUGUAGCAGAGGUGGAGACCUCCUUCCAGAAGUUUGCAGUCCAUGGAGACACUAAGGCCACAGGAAAGGAGAUGAACGGCAAGAACUUUGUAAAGAUCUGCAAAGACUGCCACAUCAUCGACGGCAAGAAUGUCACCACUACGGAUGUUGACAUUGUUUUCAGCAAAGUCAAGGCAAAGUCAGCUCGUGUCAUCACAUUUGAGCAAUUCGACCAGGCCCUGACAGAGUUGGCUCCCAAACGUUUUAAAGGCAAAAGCAAAGAGGAGGCACUUCAGCAGCUCUAUGGUCUCAUUGUUGGUAAGGAGCCUACCAACUUGGGAGUCACUAAAGUGGCAAAGGCACCAGCAGUGGACAGACUGACCGAUACCGCCAAAUACACCGGAGCGCACAAGGAGCGGUUCGACGUGUCAGGCAAAGGAAAAGGAAAGGCCGGGCGCGAGGACAUCCCAGACUCCAGUGGCUAUGUGGCAGCUUACAAGGGCAGCGGCACUUACGAGGAAAAAGUAAAAGAAGCAUAAUUCUGCUGACAGAUUAUGAAAACUUUGUUUCACCAACAACUUUUUAACAAUUAGGAUUGUUAGAAAAAAAUGACAAAAAUUAAUUGGCUCUUCUAUUUUUGAAGGCAAAACACUAUAUACUGUAUACUGUAUAUAAUUAGCAUUCACCACACUUUUAAUUAAGAACAAACGAAAAAAAAACAUGUAAUUGGAGUUUCAAGGUUUUCAUAAGUGACAACCAGGAUAGGAAUUAAAGAAAGAAUUUCCUGAAAAUAAUCCAAAGAUAACAAAAAUACUUAGCUGCAGUAAGUAUAGAAUGUUCUAUGGGUCGUAUGAACAACUGAUAGUAGCCAAGCAUGUUUUAAAGAAACUCACUCUGCUUUGUAGUAUAGCUUAACGCUGUGCCUCACCGAUGUAGCCGCUAGCGUGAAUGCUCUGAUAUACAGUAAUGUGCUGCUACUCUCAGUUACCUUGAUGCAAUGGCUGAUAAUUUAGCUGGCUUUAAGAAAUGACACAUUAGACACUCCCUCACUUACUAAGCUUAUCGUUUUAUAUUUCAGUGCCUUUUAUUUAUACAUGACCAAUCAGUGCCCAUUAUAAUACUUUUUCAAAUACAGUAUGUAGAAAAAUAUAAAAAGCGGUGAAGAACACAAUGAUACUGUAGUGCUGAAGCUACAGUACAAGAUACUCUCAUUAUCCAUUAUUUCUUCCUUACUAACAACAUUAUUUGCUUAUAAUGUAUUCUUUCAUGCUGUUUUAUUUUGUCCCAGGUUGAACAAAUUAAGAAUUAAAGGCUGGAAAAUGCAUUUAAAUAGAAGUGAAUGUAAAGAUUUAAAUAGAUGUCCGACAAUGCACUGAAAUAACAGUUUAACUUGGAUAUAUAUUAUUAUUUAUAAUACUUCAUGUAAUUUAAAAUUUGUGAAAGUAACGUGUGUGAUGUUGCAGUGUAGCAUCAUAGGAGAAGAAAAGUUUAAUUAUUUUUUGAGAAAAAUUUGUAAGAGUUUACAUUAUAAUCUUCUCAAAAUCAACUUUUAGACCCUAACACUAGCUUUAACAGACACAGUGCUGUGUGGUAUCUAAGCAGUUGUACAAUUUAAUCAGUGUGAUACACAAUGUACAUACUUGUUUGUUGCAACCAUGCUACCUAUAUAGACUUCUUUUUUUUUUUUAAUGACAACAAUCUGUCACACAUUUUGCUUAAUGAGAAUAUAUAACAUGGUAGGCCUACAAGAAAGACCUGAAAAAAAUCUGUCUGGUGGAUUUAAUACAAUGAAGGUUAAAGAUAAUAACCCUCAUCUAUGCCUUGCUGAUUUCAAGAAAUAUCUGGGUUACAAUUUCACAACAAAAAGAAUCCUUGUAGAACAAUAAACACUCAUCCUCUUCCUGGACCCUCCUUGUAAUGUGACACUGAUGGUAUUUAUGGAACCAUUAUAACAGUGCUUAUUGUAUGGUGCACAUGUUUUAAGAUCACUUUCUUCACACUAUAGACCUGAGCUGAUAAGCAUCAUCUGGGUUUUGUGUGGAUACUGUCAUUGAAUUUCAUAAUUCAAAGCCUGUAUUCUCUGCAUUGCCACGCUCAACUCUAAUCACUGAGAUCUUGUCAUAUAAUGAAUAAAUAAUCCAAUAAAUAAUGCUGUAGUAGAA